CUCAUUGGCUCCUCCCUCCCCCUCCCCCUGCCUCGCCCUUGUUCCUCGCGCUAGUCUAGAUCGCUCGCCUGCACGCCGACACACUCCCACUGCCGGCGCCGCGUCGCCCCUUCUCCUCCUGUCCCCUCCACACACCCCUCCCCCUCGCUGCCCAGCCCCUGCCGAGCGACCUCCACCCGAUGAACAGCGGACCGCCCUCUCCAUGCCGCGGCUCAGAUGAUCUCCCCCUCUCAUGCUCCGAGCAGGACCCCCAGUGCGCGCCCUCGCUAGGCAAGGCCCCGCCAGCCGGGAGCCUGGGCGAGGCCGCUCCUGCGCCGGCUGUCCCGGAUAAGGAGAGCCAUGAUUCCCUCCUGACCGUGGUGGAGGAGCCCUCCGAGUCUGAGGAGUCUGCCGAGCUGGCGAUCUCCGGAGGCAGCAUGGCCGAUGCGCUGACCCCCGCCACCAGCCAGGACACCGAGAUUGCGGACGCUUUCUGCGGUGAUGCCUUCGGGGGCUUUGCUUCGGGUCCUCCUUCCCCCGUUGGGGCCUCCCCGGCCGACAGUGUGGCCUCCAUCCGGGAGCCUGGCCAUGGCGAGCUCACAUCAUCCCUGGAUGGGGCUCCCCAGGUGACUGGGGCCAUCCAAGUUGGUGCCGGCCUCGAUGCCCUUGACUCCGGCGAGGCGGCUCCGGCGCCCGGUGUCGCUGGCGCCCCGGAGGCGACUGGUGCUGCCGAUCGCUCGGGAGAUGUGAUGGCCGGUGACAAGGUGGACUUUGGGGACUUCGAUUUGGAGUCUGCCUCUUUGAACCCCAUGUCUGUGGAUAUCCAAGUGGCUGAUGCCGAUGCCGAUGCCGAUGCUGCUGCUGCCGAUGCUGCUGCUGCCGAUGCUGCUGCUGCCGAUGAGGGUGAUGAUGCUCCCGCCAGCGACAUCGACAUCACCGGCGCCGGGGUCGAUGGGGCUCAUGCCAUAGUCGGCUCUGGGGCUGGCGACACCGCCGAAGUCUUGGCUCUUCAAGCCGAAGACACCAUCGAUCCGGGGGAUAUCGCCAUCCCGGUGGAUCCGAUGUGUGUUGGUGUGUCUGAUGUCACCCCCGUCAAGGUCCCUGAGGCCGUCUCCCCCCCUGUCCCUAUGCAUGCUGCUGCCGACGUUGUCGACUCGACUGGUGAUGGGUGCGACGGUGGGAGCGGCCUUUCAUUGGAUGCCGGCGAUGCCCCCGUCACGGAUGUCUUCACCGACCUCACUACCCCCGCCCAGGUUGCCGAGCUGGACGAUGACAAGGAUGACUUUGGGGACUUCGGAUCUGAAGGGGGCGAGUCUUACUCACCCGGCGAGGAGGAGGCCCCUCACUCAUCCCCUGAUGUUGACGACGACGAUGAGGACGACGACAACGACGACGACGACGACGGCACCCCCGAUGCCGAGGUGACAGACAUCUCCGGUGAGAACACCUUUGGUGAUUUUGGCGCCGACUGCAUGCCUGUGGCAAUCUCGCCAGACACCAACAUCACCGAUGCCCUUGAGAAGGAUGACUUCGGGAGCCCCCACACCGAUCCCAUUUCCGUGGCUGGCACGGUGUCGGAUGUUGAGAUCGCCGACAAUGAUGUCCCGAAGGGGGAUGACUUCUUUGGCGGUUUUGGUGACCAGCCGCCAGCCAGUGUGGCCGCCUCUCCGGAUGCCGAUAUAACCGACGCCUUCGGCAACGAUGACGCCUUCGGCAACGAUGAUGCUUUCGGAAGCUUUGGCUCCAAUGAUGCAUCGAGCGUCGCCGCCGCCGCCGUCACCACCGUCGCCUCGGGCGAUUCCUUUUUUGCCACGUCUGCCUCUGCACCAUCGUCAGCUGCUCCUGCCGCGGACUUUGGCGACUUUGGUGACUUCGGGGAUUUUGCCCCCUCGGUGGGCUCUUCGUCGACGUCCUCCUCCUCCACUGUCAUCCCCACGGCCCCGUCCUUCGCCUCGGCUGCCGACAGCAACUUCGGCGACUUCUUCGACACCGCGGCCCCGGGAAGUGCCAUGCCCUCUCACGAUGGCUCUUUUGAUGAUCACUUCUCCGACUUCGGUGACACCUCCGGCGCCUUUGGCAGCUUCGACGAUGCCGGUGCUGGCGACGCCUUUGGUGAUUGGGGCUCCAUGUCAGUUGCCCCGGCUGGCACUCCCUCGGCUGGCACUGCUGCUGCUGCCGCCCCGGCAGCCGUUCACCUGCCCCCCUCAUCGCCGCCCGCCCCGGCGAUUUCCCUCCAGCAGCUGGCCGACGUGGACUUCGUGACUUCCUAUCUUUCGUCUCCCUCCCCCUCGAGGCCAAGCUCGCCUGGGGGCGAUCGCUCUCCUCGUGGCGCCGCCGGCGGGUCCCCCCGGCUGGCCAAGGCGGCUCAGCCGCAUCUUCCUCCCUUCAGACCCUUCUCGCGGCUUGCUCGGCCCGAGCACGAGCGACUGUCGAAUGCCCUGGCGCACUUCUCCGAUGUCCUUCACAAAAGCCACAGCCAGAAGGCUGCCCUUCUGCCUGCCUGCCCUUUCUCGCUCACACACGGCACCGCGCUCUUCCCGGUGGGUAACUCCGGCUCGGCUCGGCGUCGUUGCAUCCAUUACCUGCCCGGGGUUCCGGCGCGAGACAACAGUUCCCUUACUGGCUACCUGCUGGCCAGCAGUCUGGCACACCGGAUCCUGAUUUCGGCGAAUGUCUACCACACCCAAUCGCCGCUUCUUGCCCCAGCAGCCGUCCCGGCAGCCGGUGCCUCGGCGGCCGCCGCCCAUCCGAAAGUCGCGAAGACCACCACCCCUCCCCCUGCCACCAAGGCAUCCUCCUCGCCGCCGGCGUCCUCCCCUGGCGCUGGAUCUCCCGCAACACCCACGGCAGCGCCGCCUGCCACCCCCCCGGGGUCGAGCCCCACCGCGCGUGGUAUUCAGUCCACCUCCACUGCCCAGGUGGUGGAUGCAUUCUCCCCACAGUGUCUAUCUUUGUUGAGCUCCAUUCCCACUCUCUCCGGGCAGUAUCUCUAUCCGGCCGAGCUCCUGUCGGGGCAGACCGGGCCGAUUGCGCUGGAUUUCGACUUCUAAGCCGGUGAGAGCCGCACGAGACAUGCGCGUGCCAAAUGCUGAUGGAGCCGAGACUGCGCGGAUCAAAUACAAUCGGUUCAAAAAGUAUCCAUGCUUGGCGUGGGGCGUGUGUGCCUGGAUAUCUGUGCGAGGUGUGCUCCAUGUGUCCUGCGCCCCUGCCUCCCGCGCCUUUGCCGCCCCUCUGCCCGUGAAAGUGAGUCUCAAUAGACACCGGGGGAACC
Messenger RNA from Fonticula alba, 3250 nucleotides. RefSeq lists its product as hypothetical. The record is from RefSeq and is a predicted model, not a curated record. Lineage: Eukaryota; Rotosphaerida; Fonticulaceae. The transcript has 4 exons. The coding region runs from base 180 to 3029 and encodes 949 amino acids.